This is a messenger RNA of Cutaneotrichosporon oleaginosum, 1967 nucleotides long. RefSeq lists its product as uncharacterized. NCBI's taxonomy places the organism in Eukaryota, Fungi, Basidiomycota, Tremellomycetes, Trichosporonales, Trichosporonaceae. The record is from RefSeq and is a predicted model, not a curated record. Gene Ontology annotation, molecular function: glucan endo-1,3-alpha-glucosidase activity.
CAACCUCCCCCGCGUCUCAUUCUUGCAUCCGACGCCGCGCCUCAUCCCAGGCGGUGUCUCAGCUUCAGUCCGCACUCCUCACCCGGAAGGACGCGCCGCCGACACUCUGUUCCAGCCGCCGGCAGUGCGCAAAACGCCAUUCGCACACACUUGCACUUCUCACUUUCUUAACCUGUUCAGCACCGCACGCUCGCAUACACACGUCCACGCCUACGCAUACGCCCACGCUCCCAUACACGUCGUCUUCCACGUCCUCUCCCACGACCACGCCCCCCCUCCGCUUCACCCCCCAUGCACAUUCCUUUGCUACCAAAGCACCCUAUAGUGCGGCCAACAGCAACAUUCCUCUUUCUCGCACUUAUCCUUUACUCUCUUCUCGCGCACUGGCAGCAGCACGGGGGCGGGAGACCAAUGUUUGACGAGAGCCUCGAGCACAAUGCUUAUGUGCAUGAAGAAGACCGCCCGCCUCCAGACACGCAGGUCGGUGCGGUCGAGACACCUCACAAGCCCAUGACUCCGGGGGGAGACACGCGCAAGGUUGUCGCGCACUUCAUGCUCGGUAACACGUACCCCUUCACCGCGUUGAACUGGGAGGAGACGUUCGAUCUAGCCGAGGAGAGCGGGCUGGACGGGCUCAUCCUCAAUCUGGGACGGGAGGAGUGGCAGUUCCGGCAGGCGCGUGCGGCCUACCUCAUCGCCGCGAAGCGCCUCAAGGCGCCCGUUCUGGGCCGCAGCCCGAUCCGGCUUGCGCUGUCGCUCGACCUCAACGUCAUGUCGUCGAGCGAGUGGAGUGACGCCGUCGCCCUCACCACCAAGAUCGCCGGCCUCAUGGGCUCGCCCGCGCAGCUGAUGCACAACGAUCGGCCCGUCCUGACCGCCUUCGAUGGCCACGCAGCCAGCUGGGGUGGCAAGGGGUGGAAAGGCUUCUUCGAUGAGCUGCACCAGAAGAUGAGGUUCCAUGUCUCCUUCUGGCCAGCGUGGUUCCAGCCGCCCGACGAUUUGAUCGAUAACAUGCUCAUCGACGGGCUGUUCUCAUGGAAUGGUGCUUGGCCCAUGGGCAACCGACACAUUUCCCUCUCUCACGACGACAUGGCCUACAUUGCGUCCCCGAAGCCCUUCAUGGCGUCCGUCUCCCCGCUCUUCUUCACACACUACGGCAAGACUGGCGAGUGGGCCUUUGAUAAGAACUGGAUCUACCGCUCUGACGACCUGCUCUACCCGAGCCGGUGGGCAUCCAUCCUCGCCUUGUCGGACGCGCGGGCUCCCGAGAUUGUCCAGGUCAUCUCGUGGAACGACUAUGGCGAGUCGCACAACAUUGCGCCCGUGCUCGGCGCCGAGCCGGGCAGCAGUGCUUGGACGCGUGGCAUGGACCACGUCGCGUUCCGAGAGAUGACCGCAUACUUUGCGCGGCGGUGGCGCGACGGCGAGCCUGAGGUCGCUGAUGAGCUGGUUGUUUGGAUGUGGUAUCGUACCCACCCAAAGACGCUGGAGGCAUCCAACGACAGUGUUGGGCGGCCGGAUCACGCCAACUGGGCGCUCGACCUCAUCAACGCCGUCGUACUUGUUCCUGCUGGGCUGGAAGACGUUGAGCUUAUCGUCACGAACGGGCCUUCGGGCCAUGGCGGCAAACACGCCAAGCACCUCAGCUCCGGGAAGUCCAAUGCUGUCACCAUCCCAUUCCAGGCGGGGAGCGUGCACUUUGAGGUCAAGUCGAAGUUGGGCACACACAUGCGGCACGCGGCGCACGAAAUCUACCGCAAGACAGAGCAGUACAACUUCAACAUGUGGUCCGGGGCGUGGCGGGCCAAGGUCCCGCGGGUUACCAAGGAAUGAAGGAGGAGAAGGCGGAGGCAUCGGCGCGAUGCGGGAGCAGGACCACAAGUCGGCCGAGGCGAUCUCAGCAUGUCGGGCAUGACGAAUGAUAGACGUUAGAUUGUAACACUGUAUCAUUGCAUUGAAGGUCUGAG